AUGGCUACCCACGUUAUGACGACCAAUACUGCGGCCGCUCCCUCUCCCUCGCCCGCCACUACCACCACUACUAUGGUGCCCACCGCACCGAGGGCCACCCUCACCGCCAGCGGCCAAGCCGCAGCCGGCUAUGAUCAAAUGAGUUCCGUUCAGCCCAUCUCCGCCCACGGGCAACCCUCACCAACCUACUCCUCUACAAAUACCCCUGCGAACAACUCCCCCACCUCGCCCCGUCUUAACAAAGCCGCCCUUCACCACCUGCCUCUACAAUCCCGCCAGCUGCGGCCGCUCAAGGGUCCCUUGUAUGUCCCCGCGGCCUUGCGCCCGACUGAACGACCGCAAAAGUCCUCUCCUAUCACCCCACCGCGCAGUGUGCACGGCUCUCUCGACAGUCUGAACGAAGACACGGAACCGAUCAGUCGCCGAUCCACCAUGGAGAGCAAGUCGAGCGGUAUCAGCAAGGUGGCUGAGCACGAGUGGAUGAAGACGGAACACUUGGGUGAAGUGACUGGCAUGCCGACCCGCGACCACUGGAAGGCUGAUGCGGCAUCGUCCAGCUGCGAUUCCCCCACAUGCCGAUCCUCGUUCGGCAUCUUUACUCGUCGCCAUCACUGCCGGCAUUGUGGCCACGUCUUUUGCUACAACCACACCCCCCACAUGGUGCCCCUGGAUCAGAAUGCCGCCUUCCACCCCGAGGGAGUUCUAUCCCGGGCAUGUGACCUAUGCUGGAGUGCGUAUCAACGGUGGGAGGAGACCCGCACCGACCGUUUGAAUCAGAUUCAGAACUCCAUCGAUGCCAAGGAGGAUCCCAGCCCCCCGACCGAGGAUCUCGAGUCCAGCGAAAGCUCGGGCCGAGCGGCUCUGACUCCCAAUCUCGGUCAGACCGCCGAAGUGGCGGCCAGCGUCCCUCGUGAUUGGAACUGGAGCACUUUUUAG
Penicillium oxalicum is the source of this 936-nucleotide messenger RNA. RefSeq names its product FYVE zinc finger domain-containing protein. Bases 1 to 936 code for a protein of 311 amino acids. The record is from RefSeq and is a predicted model, not a curated record. NCBI's taxonomy places the organism in Eukaryota, Fungi, Ascomycota, Eurotiomycetes, Eurotiales, Aspergillaceae. Gene Ontology annotation, molecular function: phosphatidylinositol-3-phosphate binding; ubiquitin binding; metal ion binding. Gene Ontology annotation, biological process: protein transport to vacuole involved in ubiquitin-dependent protein catabolic process via the multivesicular body sorting pathway; protein targeting to vacuole. The transcript has 2 exons. Gene Ontology annotation, cellular component: ESCRT-0 complex.